AGCUAGGAUGCGGUGAAGAUGGCGAUGAAUGUGAAGAAUAGAGGUGCUUAUUAUCAAAGUAAUGAUUAUUGCAGAAACUACAGUUCGCAGCCUAUACAUUAUGGGAAUAGCAGCCACUAUUUCCCCAGGUUGCCAGGUCCUGAGUCCUUGCUGAAGCCUCCACUGGAGUUAAUGUGCCAGCCUCCACAGCCUUUCCAGCCCAUGCUACCCGCCCAGACCCUUGGGCCACCGGUAGCGGUGUCCCCAGACCCACUGCGGUUCCCCCUCUCCGCCUCUCUAACGGCCAAGCCCCCUCCUCACCUCCCGCUGCUGCACGGGGCCCCCGGCCCCACACUGCCACCCCCCAGCCCCAAAGCCCUGGAGGAGGAGUGCCAGGGAGGGGGUAUGGAGCCCGACGCCACCCUGGAGGAGCUCUGUAAGCCCUUGUACUGCAAGCUCUGCAAUGUCACUCUGAACUCAGCCCAGCAGGCACAGGCCCACUAUCAGGGUAAAAACCACAGUAAGAAGCUGAGAAAUUUCUAUGCUGGUAGUCAACAGCCCCCACCUAUCAGAAUACCAGAGGUGAUAGAGCCUGCUUCUCAGCAACCCUCUAGUACACCACCAACAGAAAGUGCUACGGCGUGCAAACAGCCAGCUCCAUUUAAGGGUGCCAGCCGAGUGAUCCUGGCCACGGAGAAUGACUACUGUAAGCUGUGUGAUGCCUCGUUCAGCUCUCCUGCUGUGGCACAGGCACACUACCAGGGGAAGAACCAUGCUAAGAGGCUGCGCCUGGCCGAAGCCCAACAGAGCAGCACCUUCAUAGACACAUCUGAGUCCAAUCAAAGGCGGCCUAGGAAAGAAGGGAAUGAAUUGAAGCUGAUGAAGAACCGCAGGACUGCACAUGUGCUUCCCAACAUGCCAGGGCCCUACUACAACCCCCGCCCGCGGCAGAGGAUCCCCCGUGACCUGGCCAUGUGCGUGACGCCCAGCGGGCAGUUCUAUUGCUCCAUGUGCAACACGGGUGCCAGUGAGGAGGCUGACUUCCGCUUACACCUGGAGAGCAAGCAGCACAAGAGCAAGGUGUCGGAGCAGCGCUACCGCAGCGAGAUGGAGAACCUGGGCUACACUUAGAGGGCAGAGCUCUGGCCUGCCGUCAUGCGCACUGCACACAGGGGCCCUGCGGGACUGUGGGGAGAGGUGUGCUGGGCAUCCUGUGGAGAGCCGGGGUAGGGGACAGGAUUGUGUGGUAUAGACCAAUUCUGCCUCCCCACUGCCUUUUAAAAUUUUCUUUAAGUGAAAAACUGUGUCGGUAGAUUUAUUUAUUUAUGUAUUUAUUUAAGGAUUGAAAAACAAUUACUUUCUGCUCACAAGCGCCUCCUGCUGGUUAAGCUUGUUAAUAUGGCCUGUGUCUGUAAUUUUUUUGUUUUGUUUUUGUUUGUUGUUUUUUUUGUAUUUGCCUUGAGUUUAUAUGUGAUGCAACUAGCGCCUGAGAUGAAAGCAGGGAACUGUUUGCGAGUUCAAUCAAUGACUAGAUCCCCUGCAGUCUCAUGAAGCAUUAACCAGACAAUCCAUGCUUGCUGUCAGCUGUGGAUUAAUCGUGGCUUUCUGGGAACCUUAAGGACGUGGUUCCCACCUAAUUGUUGUUUUUCUGUGUGAAAUUGCACUCCAGACUUCCACCUGACCAGGUGAAUGUGCUGUGAUUGCUAUGACUAUUAGUUUUCGGGCUUUGCGCAAAUAAGACCUAUGUGCAGUUGCAAUAUUUGCAUUAGUGGAGACAGUUCUGUAGUAUAUGCUGCGUGUGUAGUACCAUCACAGACAUGAUCCUAAGUGCAAGCUAAAUCAGCUGCUUGUUUUCUUUUUACUUUGACCAAAACAUUCUUAGUUUUCGCAAAGGCCAGCAUUCAUGUUGCCCUGACUUCACGUAGGGAAUCCCACAUUUUCUGAAGUUAAUGAUAACUCCAGGAGAAUUAUUAAAGAUGGACUAUUCAUUCUGAGCUCAACUGCAAUCCAUAAUCUGUAAGCUGAUACAAAAUGAAGAAGUCUGUUUUACCCUGGGAAAAACCAAAGCUAAGAGCAGAAUUAAUUACAGUUUCAUGAGUAGAAAUAUAAAUAUGUGAUGUACCAUUAAACCCUCAAUGAGGAAACUUUUAGCUGUUAAAAUGGUUGGCUUUGUUAUGUGGGCCGACAAAUGGUAUCAGUUCAAGGUGUUUUGUAAUUUCAUAGAGGAAUCAAGUUAAAUUGCUGUUUUAACAUUUUUGUUUGAUAA
Megalops cyprinoides (Indo-Pacific tarpon) is the source of this 2245-nucleotide messenger RNA. RefSeq names its product zinc finger, matrin-type 3 (gene zmat3). The transcript has 6 exons. The coding region runs from base 19 to 1110 and encodes 363 amino acids. NCBI's taxonomy places the organism in Eukaryota, Metazoa, Chordata, Actinopteri, Elopiformes, Megalopidae. Gene Ontology annotation, molecular function: zinc ion binding; nucleic acid binding. The record is from RefSeq and is a predicted model, not a curated record.